CAGACAGACAGAACCUCCGCAAUUCAGAGCCCUCCCCUUCACAUCUGCAGCAACAACGUCCUCGACAUGGCAACGGACAGCACGUCUUCUCCCCAGGCCCUCGGUGCAUUGACCACAACGCGCAACGAUGUCAACCUCACUAGACGCGAACGCAAGAGGGCGAGCGAUCGUAUGUCACAGCAGGCAUCCCGCGCAAAGACAAAAGCAUACAUCGCGCAUCUCGAGAGGAGUGUCGCAAGACUCACAGAAGCCCAAAGUAAUAAUGGGCCGAACCUUUCUGAACAACUACGACAGCAGUUCGACGAAAUCGCCAGUUUGAAACAGGCUUUGGCGCAAAUCGCUAAGCUUGCAACCAACUCCAUCUACGUGGAAGAUCGCAUUCACUCUAAGUCUCGUCCGAGUAACGUGCAGGGCUCCAGACACGUCCCAGAUACAUAUAAUCCAGCAUGCCACCCCCAUCAAGAGUCACUCGACCGUCUAUACCCAUCGCUCGAUCUCAACUGCGGCGAUAAACAGCGCGAUUACUUCCAAGUCUUCAGCCAAGCGCUCGUUACCAUCGAGAGCGACGCGAGCGGGCACGCUUUCUCGGACCCCGAGAUCGAUGACGACAUUAAUAUCAGGGCGGUGCUGGACGGCUGGGAUGCUGCGAGGGCGAGGAACCCGUUCGACAUCGGCUGGCUGAUGUUGCAGACUGUCGAUGAGGGGUUUCUCUGGCGCAGCGGGGCAGUGGAAAGGAUGGCGAUGCUCCGGGUGAUCCGGUCGAUGCUCAUGGUCAAACUCAAUCCACAACUUCCACCGAGCAGGAGGCCGCCUGCUUACAUGAAUCCAAGUCCAUUGCAAUCCCAGACGGACCAUUCAAGGCUGGUCGAUUACUUCGUAUGGCCCGAAGUACGCGAUUACCUCAUCCUUUUCGGCAUCAACUACGCGCCCGAGAGUCUCGCUGCUCAAUUCGCUAGCGAUAUUGGAUUCAGAUGGGCAUACGACCUGAGAGAUACAUGCAGGUAUCAGCCCGCGAAGGGGAUAUAUAGUUUCUCCGAGGACUUCAAUCUAGCGUACAGGAACCUGGACUCGUGGUAUAUGAAGUCUACAGUGGUAACGACCUACAUACCGCCGUUGCCUUCUAACCUAUUGUAUGCGGGGUCAGAUGAUGAUGACUGGCUGAAAGAGAUAACGAGUGAUGCUCAAGUAUCUCCAGAAUCUGCUCGUCAUAUCGAGGAAGAAGGAGAGCGAGACUGGCUACUGUUGACGGCGAUGCUUGACGAAAUUCCUAAAUAG
Molecule: messenger RNA, 1275 nt
Organism: Fusarium verticillioides 7600
Lineage: Eukaryota; Fungi; Ascomycota; Sordariomycetes; Hypocreales; Nectriaceae
Exons: 4
Coding region: 67-1275 (402 amino acids)
Source: RefSeq, a predicted model, not a curated record